Messenger RNA from Echinops telfairi (small Madagascar hedgehog), 771 nucleotides. RefSeq names its product IQ motif containing D (gene DRC10). The record is from RefSeq and is a predicted model, not a curated record. The coding region runs from base 1 to 771 and encodes 256 amino acids. The transcript is spliced from 5 exons. Gene Ontology annotation, molecular function: protein binding. Lineage: Eukaryota; Metazoa; Chordata; Mammalia; Afrosoricida; Tenrecidae.
AUGGAGAUGAGCCUGGAAGAUGAUGCCUGCUUCCCUGAGUCCUGCCUCUGUGCGUUUGGCCCCCUGCCGCAGCACCACGUUGCCAGAGACAAUACAAGUGGGAGACCCCCCGAAGGGCACGCCGGACGCACGGAGGCCAAGGCGGCUGCUCCCGAGAUGGCCCUGGACAUCGUCUCCGUGGUGGAGAAGGAGAACUUCGUGAUCCAAGAACUGAAAAAACACCUGCACCAAGUGCUCAAGUUCUCGGAGAACAGCCUCCUGCGCACCAAGCUGGAGGCCGAGAAGCAGCAGAAGGCGGACUUCCGGGCCUCGCAGGCCAGGCUGGCCAAGAUCCAGCAGGAGAUCCUGACGCUGCGCACGCAGUACCACAACCUGGUCACGGAGAACCGGGAGCAGGAGCAGGCUCUGAGGAAGAAGAAGUACAAAGUAGAGACGGAAAUAGAGAACUGGAUCCAAAAGUAUGACGCGGAGAUGAGUGAAAAGCAGACGGAACUGGAGGAGCUGGACGGCAUCCACACGGAGGAGCAACAGCAGGUGCAGGAGCUGCGGCAGAAGCAUGACGUGCUGGUGGAGGAAUUCAACCAGAUCCGCACGGAGCGCGAGGUCACGUCCCGGAAGAGGAUGGAGGCCGAGGAGCAGAUGGUCCUCAUGGUGCGCGCGGCCACGCUCAUCCAGGCCGUGUGGAAGGGCUACCUGGUCCGCUCCAUGCUCAAGUCCAAGAAGAAGAAGCGGGGCAAGGGCAAGGGCAAGAAGGGCAAGGGCAAGAAGUGA